Molecule: messenger RNA, 762 nt
Organism: Penicillium griseofulvum
Lineage: Eukaryota; Fungi; Ascomycota; Eurotiomycetes; Eurotiales; Aspergillaceae
Product: SDR family oxidoreductase
Exons: 4
Coding region: 1-762 (253 amino acids)
Cellular component (GO): intracellular anatomical structure
Molecular function (GO): oxidoreductase activity, acting on NAD(P)H, oxygen as acceptor
Source: RefSeq, a predicted model, not a curated record
AUGGCAGCCAAAACCAUUAUUGUCACAGGAGCCUCAAGAGGUAUCGGUCUUGCUGUGGCCAAGUAUCUGCUCACGGCACCCCAAUCUCACAAUGUGGUGGUGGUAGCCCGCAGCGUUGAACCCCUCCAAAAGCUCAAGGAGCAAUAUGGCAAACAGGUGGCAAUCCUGAAUGGUGACCUGGCAGACUUUUCUCUUGCCCAAAAGGCCGUCGACAUAGCUAUGAAGACCUUCGGUCAACUCGAUGGAAUGGUCCUUAACCACGGCCUGCUAGGCCAGAUCGGCAAAAUUGCCGACGCUGAUGUGCAGCAGUGGAAGGAAGGCUUCGAUGUCAACUUUAUCAGCUUAGUUGCUUUCGCCAAAGCAGCUCUCCCGGCUCUCCGUGAGUCCAAGGGAAAGAUCAUCUUCACCUCUUCCGGGGCAGCAGUUACCGGUUACCGUGGUUGGGCUCUUUAUGCUGCCACCAAAGCUGCGAUGAACAAUUUUGCUAUGAGUCUGGGUGCCGAAGAACCUGACGUCACUUCCGUUUCUAUCAGACCUGGGAUGGUCGACACCGAAAUGCAGCGCGCUCUGCGGGAGGAUCAUGCUACGGCAUUAGACGCCGAAAUGCACUCCAAGUUCACUGGAGUCCACAAGGACGGCAAACUCCUCAAGCCCGAGCAGCCCGGUCAUGUCAUGGCCAAGUUGGUGCUUGAUGCACCGAAGGAAUUCAGCGGUCGUUUCUAUUCAUGGAAUGACAAGGAGCUCGAGGGUUUCCAAGAAUAA